Clonostachys solani is the source of this 882-nucleotide messenger RNA. The record is from the annotation of a GenBank genome assembly. Lineage: Eukaryota; Fungi; Ascomycota; Sordariomycetes; Hypocreales; Bionectriaceae.
AUGAUUGGUAAAACACUUGCCUUGCUUAUUGUGGCCGUAAAAAUCGUGUCUGCAAGUCUCGAAUCAUCUGGGCUGUCUGUCAAAUUAAACGACGUGGAUUACUUCAUCUCGCCAAUCUCCCAGGGAAGAGCAUAUGAUCAGCCACUUGACGCCAAAACUCGCGGCGGCCAAUUCGGUUUUGUGCCCGUGACAAUGAUUGCGGAGACAAAUAGCAAUAUAGCUGGUCUCCUCACCGAUUGGUCAACAAUCGACGACGUUUGGCAGCCUGGAUUUCUUAACACCAUCAUCCUCGCCAGCUCUGGCAGAUCUGGAUCCAGGCCUGUGAGCGGGACCUACUACGCCAACUUGAAAUCCGAGAUCCUGCCUCUGAAAGAGCGUAGCCAGAUUCCUUCCGGUCCUUAUUUCCUCGACACUUAUACAGGAGAGGUCCAUCAAGCUUUUCGCCUCUACGAUGACUUCGCCGGCGCUUUCACUCAAUCUUUACUACAGAAGCCGGAUGGGACAUUCCAAACCUUGUCCGCUCAUGUCCAAUCCUCGGCCUCAUUAACCAUUGGCGUACCAUCCCGUCUCUAUUUCACACCGACCAAGGAGAAGCCUUUAGCUGGUGUUCGCGUUGGAGUCAAAGACAUCUUCACCCUCGCUGGUGCAAGGAGAUCUAACGGCAAUCGAGCGUGGUAUGGUCUUUAUCCUCCAGCCAGCCACACUUCCGCCGUGAUGCAAAAUCUGCUAGAUGCGGGUGCCAUUAUUGUUGGCCUUCAGAAAUUAUCGCACAUUCAGAUGUCGUUGGUUGCCUAUCGAACUAAAAUGCGCAUUGACGCACCUAGCGUGGUCCUUUUGGCAAGUUUGAACCAACAAGGUGUCGCAACCGGAUCCUUGUCCUGA